Molecule: messenger RNA, 237 nt
Organism: Meloidogyne enterolobii
Lineage: Eukaryota; Metazoa; Nematoda; Chromadorea; Rhabditida; Meloidogynidae
Source: the annotation of a GenBank genome assembly
UCUUUUAGCAAGGAAUUACUCAUGAACCGCAAGGAUCAUCUUACCUGCCAACAAAUCGUGAAAUUUUUGAUGAUAUACCGGAAUGGGGCAUCCCAACUACGCACGAAUCUGGAAGUUCUGCAACACACGAAGGCAUUGAUUGUUUUUAGAUUUUUUAUUAGGAUUAUAGCUCGAACCCUUGGCCGGGCCCGGGCAUAUUUUAAAAUCAUAGACUUGUAUUUAAAAUCAAGUCUAUGA